AUGCUGUUAGCAAAUUUUUUGCACCUGCUAGCGGGAUUAGCGUUAUUCUCAUUUACCGUUCAUUACAUUUAUUAUAUUGUAACUGCGCUGUAUCGAUUUUCUGAAGCUCAAAUGCAAUCCGAGGAUGCAAAAUACAUCAAAAAACGAUGGAAGGGUGGUACUGUCGAGCCACAUCCCACCGAAAAGGCACUAAUCGUAAAUUACAAAUUAGAAGCAGCAGUAUUUGGAGAUCCUGGGGAUCCUAUGUUGGAGGACAAAAAGGAUUGUCAACGAAUUAUACGCUUAAAAUCACUUAAUUCAAAAACUGACCCAGCGGCGCUUGCACGAGAAGUGGUAGAAAAAUGCGAUCUUAUCCACAAAUCUCAACUAUGUGAUAUUGAACAAAUAAUAUACUAUUUGAAGAAUCGUAAAACUGUUGAAAGUCCAGUUGUUGGCACCAGCAGCAGCAAUCAACGAUCAAUUUCACGAAUUUCUGAUAAAGCUAAUGCUGCUCAGAAUGCGACACUCGACACGACGACGGAACGUGCAUCUAUUCGAAAUGUCGAUGAAUAUAUUGAACUAUUGUACGAGGAUUUACCCGAAAAGGUGAAAGGAUCUCGACUUAUACUUCAACUGGCUCGUGAUCCAGACAAUCUUGAAGAAUUGGAGAAAAACGAGGCAGUCCUUAGUGCACUUUCACGUGUUUUACGUGAGGAUUGGCGUCGAUCGUUGGAUCUUUCAACAAACAUCAUUUACAUUUUCUUUUGCUUUUCUACUUAUACGAACUUUCAUUCGGUUAUAGUGAAUUACAAGAUUGGGUCGCUAUGCAUGGACGUAAUUGAUUAUGAGUUGCGUCGAUAUGAUCAAAUGAAACAUGAUAUUGACACCCGCAAGAACGUCAUGUCUGUUAGUUUAGGCAAUGAUCCGAGUUCCAAAGAGAAAGACAUUGAUAUCAUAAAUCAUCCAUCAUCGAGUACCAGCAAGAGCAGCAGCAACAGCAUUGAACAUCUUGAUACUAUUAUUGAUCAGGAAAAACCAAAAGACAUGGAACCACCAAGGCGACGUAUACCGGAAUUGAAACAACGUCCAAAAUCUGGCAAUUGGUCUAGUAGCAGCAGCGGAAUAAACGCUUCUCCUUCCCUUGUCAAAGCACACUCGAUGAGCGGUAGUUAUCAUCACGAUGAGCAACUUACAUCUAAGGAUGAAUCUAGUCCUACAACUCCUAUCUCGAAUGCAAAUUCAACGGAGUCGAUAAACACAAAUACUACAUUGAUGGUGGCAGUUGAUGGAGCGGUGGGUAAACAACCACCACCAGAUCCUCGCAAACUAAAAGAUGAUUACGAUAAAAUUAACAAACAAUUUAAACUCUUUGUGCGGAAACAAGAACAGCUGCUACGCGUCGCAUUUUAUCUAUUGCUGAAUAUUGCGGAAAAUGUGAAGCUAGAGGAAAAAAUGCGCAAGAAAAACAUUGUCAAAAUGUUGCUUAUAGCGCUUGAGCGUCAAAACUUCGAUCUGCUCGUGCUGGUUGUAACAUUUUUAAAGAAGCUAUCUAUCGUACUUGACAACAAGGACGAAAUGUACGAGCUAAAUAUUGUCGAAAAGCUGCCUCGAUUACUACAGUCACAACGAGAUCUUGUUCAGAUGACUCUCAAGCUUCUGUUCAAUCUUUCUUUCGACGCGCGUCUGCGCGGUAAAAUGAUACGAGUUGGCCUUUUACCAAAGCUGGUCACAUUUCUUAGCGACGAUAAGCAUCACGGUAUAGUGACCAGGAUAUUGUACCAUAUGAGCCUGGAUGAUCGAGUGAAGUCCAUGUUCACGCAUACGGAUUGUGUACCAGUUGUCGUCGACAUGUUGCUGCUCAAUUUAAAUCAAAAAUCGGAUCCUGAUCUGAUUGCUCUCGGUAUAAAUCUUGCACUAAAUCGACGAAAUGCUGCCCUUAUGAUCGAAAACAAUCGCCUUCGCAAUCUGAUGUCACGUGCAUUCAAGUGUCAAGAUACGUUGAUCGUUAAAAUGAUUCGUAACAUUUCAAUGCACGAUACACUUCGUCCGCAUUUUGUGGAUUUUGUUGGGGAUCUUGCCAAGAUUUUAACAGAAUGUGAUGAUGAAGAAUUUACCGUUGAAUGUCUCGCUAUUUUGGGAAACUUAGCGUUGGCGGAUUUAGACUAUUCACAAAUAAUCCACAACUUUAACUUGAUUCCACUUAUUCGUAAUAUGCUUGUACCAGGAAAAUAUAAGGAUGAUCUAGUUUUAGAAAUGGUAGUAUUUCUGGGAACAUGUGCACUUGAUGAAUCUUGCACUAUGUUGUUGUGCAAAGCUGAUGUCAUUUUAUCACUGAUAGAACUGCUAAAAGCAAAGCAAGAAGAUGACGAAAUGGUGCUGCAGAUUGUGUUUGUAUUUCAACAGGUACUUCGGCAUGAAAGUACUCGUUGCUACAUGAUCAAGGAAACGGAAUCACCGGCAUAUUUAAUCGAUCUAAUGCAUGACAAAAAUGAAGAAAUUCGCAAAGUUUGCGACGUUUGUCUCGAUAUCAUUGCGAUAACUGACGCAGAUUGGGCAUCUAGAAUUACUCUGGAAAAAUUCCGCAAUCACAACAGCCAGUGGCUCAGUAUGGUUGAUUCUCAAGAAAACGCGGAUGAAACGCUGGCUUACGGUGGAUCCAUUGAAGACCCUGAUGAAGCAGAUCUACCCACGUAUCUUACAUCGGAAUAUCUCGAUCAACUGUAUCUGCUAAACGCUGAUACAACGAAUGAUGACAGUAAUGACUAUAGUAAACUACGCUCUAGUUCUUCUUUGUCUAAUUACAGUCGCCCCGUCAGUCGUUAUAGCCGUGAUUUAGAAGAUAUGGAAAUUAUCCAUUGAAUCCAUGGUUUUGACGGUCAAAUAUUGUGACAUGCGUUUUGUAAAAAGUUAUGCAAGCAGUAACGUACGUAUGCGUGAGACGACGCUUUGUAUGGCUUGGAAUCUAUUUAUCAAAUGAAAUUGCAUGCUGCUGCAGAUUGGAUUUCUUACUGGUAUUAUUAGCAUUUUGACGGUGCAAGUGCUUAGAUAUCUGAGUGUUUAAAAUGUAUCGUCAUGAGGGGUAUAAACUUGGGCUCUUUGUAAGAAUUAGUAUUAUUUCAUCUCUGUGCUAGAUCAAUGGUUAAUGUCUGUAUGCAUAUUUUCUCAUUGUAAUUGCAAUCCCAUUAAAACAUAAUAUAAUCUAUAGUAGCAAAUGAACCACGUGCUAUUUGCUUGAAGUCCUUAAAG
Anopheles nili is the source of this 3225-nucleotide messenger RNA. RefSeq names its product kinesin-associated protein 3 (gene Kap3). Gene Ontology annotation, molecular function: kinesin binding. NCBI's taxonomy places the organism in Eukaryota, Metazoa, Arthropoda, Insecta, Diptera, Culicidae. Gene Ontology annotation, biological process: microtubule-based movement; cilium organization. The coding region runs from base 1 to 2838 and encodes 945 amino acids. Gene Ontology annotation, cellular component: axoneme; ciliary transition zone; kinesin II complex. The transcript has 8 exons. The record is from RefSeq and is a predicted model, not a curated record.